Messenger RNA from Ananas comosus (pineapple), 1810 nucleotides. RefSeq names its product UPF0481 protein At3g47200-like. The coding region runs from base 188 to 1672 and encodes 494 amino acids. The record is from RefSeq and is a predicted model, not a curated record. The transcript has a single exon. NCBI's taxonomy places the organism in Eukaryota, Viridiplantae, Streptophyta, Magnoliopsida, Poales, Bromeliaceae.
AGGAACAGUUCAAAUAAAUUUCGUGCGAUUUCCCCUACAAGCUUUUUAGGGGAAAGAAAAACAACUCUUUUUAGAAGGACUUAAUUUAUUGCCCCCUGUGCCGGCCGACUGGAUCUGGAACAGGUAAUGUAGGGAGGGAGGUUACAUACCGAGGACGAUCGUUGACUGCACAGGAUAGCUGCCGGCGAUGGCACAGGAUCAGGGACAGGCGGUCGCCGUAGACAUCGAGGAUGCCGUGCUGAGCUCCGUCAGGUCGAACAUCAAGGCCUUAGACCGCGACCCGAUGGUGCUGGAGCGCUUCACCAUCUUCCGCGUCCCGGCGCACGUCCGGCAGCGCAACACGCACCUCUACGAACCCCGGAUGGUCUCCGUCGGCCCCUACGGCCGCGGCGACGGCCCCGUCCUCCGCGCCAUGGAACAGCACAAGUGGCGCUACCUGCAGGACUUCCUCUCCCGCAACCCCUACAACUGCAUCGAUCACUACAUAGCCGAGAUCAGGGUGCUGGAGCCUCGGGCGCGGCGGUGCUACUUCGAGCCCGUCGACCUCAGCGCCGAUGCGUUCGUGGAGAUGCUGCUCCUCGACGGGUGCUUCGUCCUCGAGUUCAUCAUCAAGUGGAGCCAGGGGGACGACGACAGCGUCUGCACCGCCGGAUGGAGCUUGCCGCUCGUGCGCGGCGACCUGCUCCUGCUCGAGAACCAGAUCCCCCUCUUCGUGCUCGAGAAGCUGUUCGAGCUCGUCACGUUCACCAUGGACGACGAGGAGAUACCCUCCCUGAUGGAGCUUCUCGUGAACUACCUCGCGAGCAGAAACGUCGAGAGGCCCGAGGAAGAGAUGCUCGCCAGUCGCGUCUCCGCCGCCGUUUCGGUGCACGGCGAAGCCAAAGAUUUCCACCACCUGUUGCAUCUCUACUACCGCUGCUACAUCACGAAACCACAAACUGACCCGAGGGGCAGUACCAUCUGCGGUACUAUUCUCAAAUGGUUAAACCCGACUAAGAUCUUCGCCUCCCUCCUCUCUUAUCUCCGAAUAAAGAUUUCCCGAUCGCAGGCGCCGGCGGAUAAGAAACGAUCGCCGAAUACGAUCCCGUCCGCGACCGAGCUCGAGGAGGCCGGAGUGACGUUUAAGAGGAAGGGCGAGAAGAGGAAAAGGAACGAGAGUGAUCAGCAUCAUCCCGGUUCGUUCCUGGACGUCGCAUUUCACGACGGCGUGCUCGAGAUCCCAUUCCUCUCGGUGGAGAACUCGACGUUAUCGCGGUUCACGAACCUCGUGGCAUUCGAGCAGUGCGGCGGGUGCAAGCCGGAGGAGGCGUACAUGACGAGCUACGCGACGUUCAUGGACUGCAUCAUCGACACGCCGGCAGACGUCGCGAUACUCCACCAGAGCGGGAUCCUGGAGAACAAGCUGGCGAGCGACAAGGAGCUGGCGGUGUUCUUCAACCAGCUCUCCGACUGCGCCGCCAUGGAUUUCGAGAAGCACUACCUCGCCGGGUUGUUCCGGGACGUGAGGAAGUACUGCGAUUCCGAUUGGCCCAAGUGGAGGGCGAAGCUGGUCAGGGACUAUUUCGGCAACCCGUGGGCCAUCCUUUCCUUGAUCGCAGCAGUUUUCGUUCUUGUUUUCACCUUCCUGCAGACCUUCUACACCAUCUUCCCUUACUACCAUCCUAGGAAUUAGUUUGCCUCAGGGGAUACUCUGCUUGUACGCUCAAGUGAUCAGACCAGUGUAAAAUUGUUGAUCUCUGGAUUGGAAAAUAUGUCAGAUUUAUGCUCAUCUGGAAUUAGAACAACUGAUUUCUAUUAUCUUUAUUUGAUU